UUGGAAUCUGCACAUGAUAAUAAUAUGGAUUGGGCAACGACUGUAUCAGAAUCUUCACAGCGUCGCCUUUCUUCGAGCGAUGUAUUGGAACAGCCGUCCGCUUUAGGUUUCGGAUUCACCGACUACAGGACAAAUGCUGAUGAAAUCUGGCAGGAGGUUGCCAAACGAUAUAAGGAAAUAAUCGAAAAGGAUAUCAAACUGCGAAAUUCCAGUCAAACUAUGGCAUCAUUCAAGGUUACGUCCUUGCAAACAGAACAACAGACACACUCGGCAACAUAUCCGUUGGCCCAGUGUCCUCAAGCACAGCCAGUGGAUAAUGAAGAACAAUUUCACCAUUCAGUUGUCAUGCAUCAAAAGGAGAAGAAAGAUACUGAAACGUUUCCCAAAAUUGUUAAAGUAUUUAGCUUAAAACCCUCAUUACCUGUGCAAAUUUUCCGAGAUCAUGUGACCAUAGUCAUCUCACCAAAGGAGGCAACUGCCCAACCCCUUUUUGGAAAGUCAUGGGAGAAUGAACCAUGCGAGCAAAUUGAGAAGGAGACCUUUAACAGCAGCGCAAACAAUGAAGGAGGCAAAAUUCAGACUUAUUAUGACAAUAAAUGUGUACCAAAUUUUCAGUGUACUGGUAUUAGCAGGCGAAAAAGUUCGCGUGAUACCAAUUUUUUAAGGAACCAGCAUAUAUUUGGUAUGGCAGACAUUGAUACAAUGCAACUUGGAGAGAAGGACGUCCAAAGUGGUAGCUUGUCAGGAAGAACCUUCAUGGAAGAGUGGUUCCAAAUACCUUGCAACUCUACACCCGAAAAAAACCCUUUUUCGAAGAAUGAAAGAGUUAAUGAGGCGGAAGUAAUGGUCAAUGCGAGAAAAAAAAACGUCUCGGAGCAAGAACUAAGUAAUAUCGAUGCUAAUAAGAAAAGGAAAAGAAGGAAAAGGAGGGCCAUUUUUCAGCAGGCCAAGACAAGGAGGAGUAAAAAGAGGCGUUUAAUUAAUGAUAUCAAGACUAUCGAUCAAUCUUUGAUAGGUGAAGAAUUCAAAAGCGAUACUGUGAACCAAGCAUGUUCUCAGGUUGAAUACUGUGGCUCAUUUAAGGAUACAGAAACAGAAAUGACGGAGACCACUGCUGGAACACAAGGAAGGUCUGAGAAAGAUACUCAGGAAUCCUUUCAGGAUUCUCUGGCAGUUUUUAAUGGGGAACCCGUCCCCGGUGAGACGGGGGUGAUUUCAAAGGAGCCAGCAGGAAGCAGUAAGGGUAAUGGUUAUUUCCCGUCAGGUACGAUUUCUUCCUUACCUGGUAUUGACAUUCAUCAAAAUAGAAUUCUUCAUCUUAAAGAAAAACUUGCACAGCAGGAACAGGAACUUAAGAAUCUUAAGCGCAAAAAAGAGUUUGAAGGUGUACUAACAGAAGAAGCUGAGGAAGAAUGGUUUGAGCCAAAAGACAUGAAAGACACAGAGUCUCUGGGAGACAACGAAGUGCGUGAUGUAAGCCUUAAGCAAGACACAAAGAUCUGGUCCGAUGGAAAAGAAAUCGAAGAGGCUGUUAAUAUGGGCGAAAUGGAUGAUCUAAAGAACGCGUUUCAGAAGGUGAUCAAAUCAUUCAGUAGAACCUUAGAUGGCAAAUUGUAUUCCACCAGAAGAGUUCCAUACUACGCUCACCUCCCGACAAGGAAUUAUGCGGUAGGCGUCGAUUACAAACGUUUUUCUACUGGCAUCACCAACCAAUUGAUACCCGGGGAUUUUGAUAGUCAGGAAGAGUUCUUGUUUCAGCUAGGUUUGCUGAGAAUCUACUAGCCAAUAAAAGGAAUUCAAGUUUGCUGAUGAAAAUAGUGGUCAUUGUUGCCUUUAGGCGAUACUAUCUACUUGAGUAAUGUGCUCAAAAACUAGGCGUCGCUGAGUUUUACCACGCAUGACUUCAUAUAGUAUUUUUGCCUGAACUUACGUUGAAAAAACGAAACAUUUUGCAGUAACUGUUGAAGUUUCUGCUUGGUUGCAAGGAUUAAUACGGCAUAUUUGAGGAUAAUUUUAUAACAAAGCCCUUAAUUGCAUAAAUUUUCGACUUAACUACAGUAAGAACUUCUGUAAAACUUUUUAUUGAGCUAGCAAUACCUGCUGUAGCCAUCUUUACCAGUUGUCUCCAAUCUCAGCAUUUACGGUGCCAGAGGAUGGAGCAUUGUGGAUUUAACGUCCAGUCUGUUUGUUUAUUUUGGUCAGAAAAAGCUCAUGUGAUUUGAGCCACGUGUUAGAAAUAAAAUUUAGAAAACAUCAAGAAUUAUGAGAUCUG
Molecule: messenger RNA, 2272 nt
Organism: Pocillopora verrucosa
Lineage: Eukaryota; Metazoa; Cnidaria; Anthozoa; Scleractinia; Pocilloporidae
Source: RefSeq, a predicted model, not a curated record